Molecule: messenger RNA, 993 nt
Organism: Penicillium samsonianum
Lineage: Eukaryota; Fungi; Ascomycota; Eurotiomycetes; Eurotiales; Aspergillaceae
Product: succinate dehydrogenase assembly factor 2
Exons: 1
Coding region: 1-993 (330 amino acids)
Biological process (GO): mitochondrial respiratory chain complex II assembly; mitochondrial electron transport, succinate to ubiquinone; protein-FAD linkage
Cellular component (GO): mitochondrion
Source: RefSeq, a predicted model, not a curated record
AUGUCCGCCCCACGUAUACUCCAUCGCCUCGCGCGACCAGUGCCAUCAUCCCUAAGCACAAUUACAAGACUAAACCGCCAAUUCGGCGCAACAGCUCUACGCCUCAAAGAUGGCGACGAAGCUGCCCCGGAGGUAAAGGCGCACCGCGCAAACCAGGCCAACAAGGCCCCGAACCAAUUCGUGCCCAACACAACCUCCACUAUGACAAAGGACUUCAUCAAUGUCGGCCAGAAGCCCCCGCCACCGGAGAUGCUGAACUCAGUCGACCCAAACUACAGACCGUCUGAUCCGUACCCCGGAAGGAUUGAGCAUUUCACCGGUGGUCGUCAGGAUAACGGGGCGCAGAAGCCCGAGCUUGGCGUCGGUGAGAUGGAGGGUAUUACGUUUAAGGUUGAGCCUUUGAAGAGAGUUGGGGAGGAGCUUGCCACGAAGAGGGCACGCCUGCUAUGUUCGUACCCGUUCCCAUGCAUGCUUGUAUCUCGGUCCCAAUUCCAAAUCCGAGAAUCCGGUGCAUCAAUAUAUCAAGAACCAUUCAAGCUAACCAAUGCCACCCAAGACCAAAGCCGCAAGCGCGGAAUCCUGGAGUCAGACCUGCUCCUCUCGACCUUCGCAGAUGUUUACCUAGGCAAGAUGGACUACGAUCAGCUCGUCGAGUAUGACAGCUUCCUCGAUGAGAACGACUGGGAUAUCUACUACUGGUCGACACAGGACCCACCGGAGGAGAUCUCACCCUCCGCUCCUAAGGAGGAUACCAUCACCGAGACUUGGAAGGAGACUGGUGCCAAAAGCGGUGAAUGGGCGCAGACUAUUGGCGCUUUCAGGGCGGCUUACCGGCCUGUUCCAUCGCGCUGGCAGGACUCUGAGGUUCUCACGCUGCUCAGAGCGCAUGUUCGUGAUAAGAGUGCUACUGGCUUUGAGAAGGCCAAGAAUAAGAAGACUGGUGGUGGUGGUGGCUUGGGAAGAAUGCCUGAUGUUCAGGUGUUUAACUCGUAA